Molecule: messenger RNA, 810 nt
Organism: Puccinia graminis f. sp. tritici CRL 75-36-700-3
Lineage: Eukaryota; Fungi; Basidiomycota; Pucciniomycetes; Pucciniales; Pucciniaceae
Exons: 5
Coding region: 1-735 (244 amino acids)
Source: RefSeq, a predicted model, not a curated record
AUGACCGACAAAAUCGCUGCCAAAGUCGCCAGAUCGUUCUUCAAGGGCCAGGCCACCGCAUUCGAGCCUCGUGAUCCGCUCUACGAGACUUCCGUUAACCCCCAGACUGGUAAACGUAAACGCACCCAACGUCAGCUUCCGCCUGGUUUAAGCAAACAUGAAGAAAAAAUCCUGAAGAAGAUCAGGAAACGGGCACAUUAUUUGGAUAAAGGAUUCUCGAUUUGUGGAUUUAGAUUUGGAUGGACGUUUCUAAUUGGCUUUAUCCCAGUGGUUGGAGACGCAGCCGACGCGGCCUUGUCCUACUAUCUCGUGAUCAGACCGGCUAGGACGUGUAACUUACCUGCGUUAUUGGUUCAGCGAAUGUUUUUGAACCAGAUUGUGGCGACCUCCAUCGGACUGGUUCCGAUUGUUGGGGACAUCAUCAUGGCGAUAUGGAAAGUGAACUCACGAAACGCGGCCUUAUUUGAAGAUUUUAUCACACUACGCGCCCAACACGCUGUCGACGCAUCCCAGCCGAAUGGAGUGACACCAUCCGAAACGGCAGCGCUGGCAGAGAACAGUACCAGAACGGCUUAUAUCGACGGAAUAACAGGCGAUCGUGAACCUCUCGCCAGUGGACUCAACCCAGGCCAAUCAUCAAGUGCAGGACCCUCUCAAGCGGCCAACAAUUCGGAGAACACUGAUGCCAACAAGAUUCGAAAACCUUCCCAGGGAUGGUUCAAGCUUAAGAAAUAACUGCACACCCUGAUUCACCAAUUAGGCACACAGUGAUCAAAGGUCGCUUAAUUAUCACCAGAAGCGCAUUGUAGA